This is a messenger RNA of Suillus clintonianus, 577 nucleotides long. RefSeq names its product Non-heme 11 kDa protein of cytochrome bc1 complex. The record is from RefSeq and is a predicted model, not a curated record. The coding region runs from base 137 to 490 and encodes 117 amino acids. Gene Ontology annotation, biological process: mitochondrial electron transport, ubiquinol to cytochrome c. Lineage: Eukaryota; Fungi; Basidiomycota; Agaricomycetes; Boletales; Suillaceae. The transcript has 7 exons.
GCCCAGCUCUCCAAAUCGUACUCGGAGUCUCGGACACAGCCGCGCAGAUUGAUUGAAGCGGCGCCUUAAGGUUCAACCCGGAAAUUCGCGAAGUUGUUCUUUCGUGCAAAGUCUAACUGUAUCGUCGGUCGCGUCCAUGUCUGUGACAUCGUUUUUCUCGUCUUUCUUCAACACCGUGCACGGAGACGCACCGGAGGAGAAGCAGCCAGAAAGUGAAACAAAGGAGGAGGAAGUUGCUGAGGCGGGGGAAACAUCGAAAGAGUCCGAGGAAGAAGAGGAAGUGGAAGCUGAGGAUGAUCACCCUGUUAUUCUGGAGGAGUGCAAAAACUCAGCAGCAUGCGUUUCUCUAACGAGACACUUCGAACACUGCCAGGAGAAGGUGCAAGCUGGACAAGGCUUUAAAGGCGAGGAUUGUGUGGAGGAACUAUUCCACAUGAUGCACUGUGCCGACGCUUGUGCCGCACCAAAAUUGUUCUCCAAGCUCAAGUAGACGCUAGAGUUAAUACUACAUUACAAUACACGCUAUCGUUCUUGAGGAGCAAUACCAUUUAUCUCUCCUGUCUCCUGCAUCCGGAUC